This is a messenger RNA of Biomphalaria glabrata, 5053 nucleotides long. RefSeq names its product mucin-like protein. The coding region runs from base 29 to 4570 and encodes 1513 amino acids. Gene Ontology annotation, biological process: cell-matrix adhesion. Gene Ontology annotation, molecular function: calcium ion binding. The transcript is spliced from 25 exons. The record is from RefSeq and is a predicted model, not a curated record. Lineage: Eukaryota; Metazoa; Mollusca; Gastropoda; Planorbidae.
UGUAGGCUGCUCGCUCUCCUGUUCAUGCAUGCGGAACACGUCUACUUCAUGUGACGCCAUAUCUGGUCAGUGCUCAUGUCUCAGUGGCUGGACCGGAACUGACUGCUCCCAGAGAGUUGAUCCCUGCCUGCUUAAUCCUUGCCCUUCCAACACUACAUGUUUAACUAAUGGUGACAGCUACACUUGCCUAACUGGAGUCAACUCAGACUGUAAUGUGACCCUUACUACCACCAAUGGUACAAUAGCGAGUCCUAAUUAUCCAAGAAGCUUUGCAGAUUUUAACUGGAUGUCCUGCUCAUGGACAGUCUAUGGUCCGGCUAAUACAAUCAUAUCUCUUAACUUUUUAGAUUUCAGUCUCGGCAACAGCAAUAAAUGUAACUAUGAAUCUGUUCAAGUCUUUGAUGGAGCUUCUUCAACAGCACAUCUUCUAGGCCAGUACUGUGAUACCAAAGUUCCAAACUUUCUGAUGUCAACUUCUAACUCUAUCAGGGUGACAUUUACGACUUACGGCUCUUUUGCUAGAAAAGGCUUUCUUGCUUCAUUCUUGGUGCAUACUUGUUCCAAUUUUACUUAUGGCACCGGAUGUUCUCAAACUUGCACGUGUAACCAGACCAACACUGACGACUGUGACAGAACUAGUGGCGUCUGUUUCUGUAAGUCUGGAUGGACAGGCUCAAGCUGUGCAGAGGAUAAAAACGAGUGUCUGGCUAAAAACGAAGUGUCCGUUUGUCCACCUAACUCUGAUUGUACGAACACAGCAGGAAGCUAUAUCUGUACAUGUCGACCUCCUUAUGCUCGCAAUACUUCAGGCCAAUGUCAAGUUCUCAACAACUGUAUAAGAAACGCCGCCAAGUGUUCCCAUACAUGUUACAUCAACAGUGCAGGAAAAGAAGCAUGUUUUUGUCCAGAUAACUUGGUCCUUGGAGUAGAUAAAUUCAAAUGUGUUGUGCCAUUCUAUAGCCACGGUCAGUCUUCUUCUGACAUUUUGAUCAAUCCUGCCAAUAAAAGUUCUAAUGGGAUGUACUUUAGCAAAGUCACUUUGAGUGAAUACACUCCGUUUGGAAACAGAUUAUGGAAAGAGGCUUACAUUUUCAGUAAUGGAGUCAUAAGUUUCUCAACCUCCGCACUGUCCAGAGAUCCAGAUUUCAAGCUCACACUCUCCCAGGACAACUAUAUCAUUGCUCCUUUCUGGUCAAAAAUGGACGCCACUGAAGGAUCUGUUUACUAUAAUCUCUACGAGAAAUGUGAUGAGGUCACUUUUAAAACCCCAGGAAACAGUUCUUCGUCCCCCUUCAAGGCUGUGGUCAUGGAAAGAGCCGCUGCGGACAUCAAAUCCUUUUACAGCUUGACAGAUUUUGAUGUGAAUAGAGUUUUAGUCACAACAUGGAUAAAUGUACAACCCGAAUCUGUAACGUCCACUACUAAUGCAGAAACGACCAGCUUUCAAUUAGUGUACAUCAGUGGUCACAGCAAAGUUAGAGUUGGUUACACUUACCAGUUCAGUGACCAAGAGACUGCGUAUGUGAUAUUUAUCUAUCAACAAGAUAAGAUGAAAUGGCAACCGAAAGAAGGAAGGAUUAUCAAAGCUGGUUUUGUAAGACCAGAGUCUGGUAUCACUGACAUUGCCCUUACUGUUGAUCAGAUAUAUAACCUUGAUCAUAUGAUUGGAGUAGGAUCUGGUAUGAUCGGAACGUGGACAUACGAGGUCUCCAAGCUGAUCAGUUCCACUCAGAAAUGUCAGAGAUACACGUGCGGCCAUGCAGAACUGCUGACUAACUCCAAGUACAAAUCAGAUGUCGACCAGCUCUACAAGUGUCCAUGUACUGUUAAUCUGCUGGACAGAAGAUGGAGGGUGUAUGAGUCUCGUGGAAAGGUCGAGUGCUACGCCCUCAGUUCUAUUGUUAAAUCUAGACUCUUACAAGACAACACAAGAAACAGACUUUGCUGCUACCAAAAUAGAUAUUCUCACAGCUUCAUAAGUCUAGCACAAUACGAUGAAAAUCGCAGAAAGUCGUCAAAUAUUCAUAACUCUCCGCAAGCUGGUCACAUACUCAUAAGUGACCCGUGGUCAUGGUCUACCCACAGCUCCAAGGCCGUACAAGACAACGUCCAGGCUAACAGGUGGUGCUGUAUGGAAAGUCUCAGUUCUUUUCUGUGUGAACGAUUUAAUGCUGUCUUCCCGGAUAUGGAGUGUACUAACGAUAUUCCUUACAUACCUUCACACAUUCUGGGAGAUCCUCAUUUCAUCACUCUGGACGACUUGAACUAUACAAUGAACGGCUGGGGAGAGUACACGCUCAUGGACAUCCCCAGCAGAAGGUUUCUUCUACAGGGUAGAACUGAAAAAGCCGAGACUAGCAAUGGCAUGAAGAUCAAUGCCACGAUCUUUUCUGCCUUCGCUGCCAAGGAGGGAGACAAUCCAGCUUUCCAAGUCAAGUUAUCUCUGAACAAAUCAGCAAUGAUUAUAACGGCCAACAACAAAGACAUUACAAACGACUUUUAUAGACUGUCUAACUACACCCUGGUCACUGAGAGCGUUGGCAUUCGUCGAGAGAACAUUCUGAACAAAAUUGUUGUCACCGCUGCCUUCCCUGCAGGUGUAACAAUCAUAAUCCAAGUCGGAGUAAGAGAUCUAGAAAUAGACCUGGAAGUGGACAAAUCUCUCAGGUCUUCGACCAAAGGUCUCCUCGGCAACUUUAAUGGAAUACCUGAGGAUGACUUCGAGCUACCAAACGGAACAGUGCUACCAAGUAAUAUAAGUGAAAAAGAGAUUCUGGAACAGUUUGCGCCUUUGUAUAAAGUCACUCUGCACAAUUCUGUGUUUAUCUAUGAUGCUGGUCGAACUACUAACGACUAUCAACAUCCAGAGUUUGUUCCUGUCUUCAGUGACAGUUUAAGCCAGUCUCAAGUGAACGAGACUCUCACAGUGUGUGGAGCAGACAACAAAGAGUGUAUCUAUGAUUAUAUUGCCACUAAAGAUGCCGCCCUUGCACUUUCUACCAAAGACAAGAAAGAAGAAAUAGUCAUAAAAAAACAGGAAUUAUCCAACUCGCCGCCUAUUGUGGAGAUUUCCAGCCAAAUGAAGCUUACAAAUAACAGAUGGGCAAUUCGAGAAAAUAUCGUGAAUGUCUUACAGUUGACAACUUCAGAUGCUGACAUGGAUAAUGUUACUAUUAUAAAUCUAUCUAACAGCACAGCUGUUUCUUUGUUGCCAAAUGGGAGUGUGCAAUAUGUACCAAUCAAGAAUGACCCAGUUAGACUCAGCUUCCAGGCUAGAGAUUCCAAGGGAGGCUACUCUGCUGUACUUAACAUAUUGGUUACAGUUUGUCCGUCGUGCAGUGGGCGUGGCACGUGUGAUUUGAACUCUAGCCCUCUUGUUGACUAUCUUGGAGGCAUGUUUCGGGUACAGAGAUGCAUUUGCCAGCCAGCAUACACAGGUACCUACUUUGAGUCAGAGUUCGAUGGCUGUACAUCUCAGCCAUGCUCCAUAGGACAGAGCUGCACUGAUCUAACAGCUGCACAGCAAGGAGAUGCAACAGAGGGCUACAUUUGUGGGCCAUGUCCGACUGGCUUCACCGAUGUCCACAAACUGUGCAUAGAUAUCAAUGAGUGUUUAAAUUCAAGUCUUUGUGAUCAAAUUUGCGUCAAUACUGAAGGGUCCUACAAAUGUGAAUGCAAGGAAGGCUUUACCCUCAGUUCCAGUGACCACAGGACAUGCUCAAACCAACAGUGCAACACAACUUUGACGGCCACAAGUGGUACAGUUAUGUCUCCAAACUUUCCACAGAAUUAUUCUGACAAUGCUUACUGCGAUUGGACUAUUUUAAGUAACGAAAUAGGGGCAGUUGUAAUAAUCAACAUGACUGAGUAUGAUGUUGAAGGUUGCCCAUACGACUAUUUAACUCUAUAUGAUGGAAACGACACAAGUGGCAGACAGUUGGGACCAUUCUGCAAAGAAAUGCCAGGCUUAAUAAUAUCAUCAGGAGGUGCCAUGCAUCUUGUGUUCGUUUCUGAUGGAUCUGAAACAAGAAAAGGUUUCAGAGGGACAUACACUAUUCAGAAUAAAUGUCGGGUGAAAAACUGCUCCCACUCCUGUGAAGUUAUUUCCACUAGUCCGAGAAAUGAGCAAUGUGUCUGUCCAGAGUGGUCAAGACUUGACUCCAACAACAGCAACAUGUGUCUAGAAAUCAAUGCUUGUAACACGACAGUUACUGCCACUUCUGGAUACAUUGUAAGCCCUGGAUACCCGAAUUUCUAUCCAACCAACAUUAAAUGUUACUGGAUUAUAAAUUCUGCAUCGGGUGGACAAGUUUCAUUCAAUGUAACUGACAUGAACGUAGAGUCCACCUCAGGUUGUACAUAUGACUACGUGAAGGUGUUCGAUGGUAACACCAGUGUUUCUGGAAGUAUUGGACAGUACUGCGGAGACAACCCACCUUUACCUCUUAGAUCAAGUGGUCAAUCCUUGUAUGUCCAGUUCAGAUCUGAUUUUUCGGUCACUGGCAGAGGUUUUAAAGCCCAGUUUGCAAUAUUAUCUGACACAAUUCCUAAUUUCCAACGUUCAACAUAAACCUAAAACCGGUAAUAGAUCGAUAGACGAGAUCAAAUAUAUAUUCAUCUCAUAGUCUAUUGUAUUCCAUUGUUGUAUAUAUACUUUUUAAACCUUUUAUAAAUAUGCUUAAUAUCAUUUACAAAUGAUUUAAUUCAGUUCUCAGUUCUUAGACGUAAAAAAAAACCUCUUCAUCAACCAAAGCUUUCAGCAACAGAAUCUGAUAUUGUAUGUUUUAACCUGUUUCAUAGUCUUGGCAGUCUUUGAACAUUAAUUGCCCAGUUCUAGCUAUUUUUAGCGGCCCCCGAAAGGGGAAAAGACGCUAUUAGUUUUGUGCGAAAUGUCUGUCCGUCCGUCCCGUUUAGAUCUCGUAAACUAGAAAAGAUAUUGAAAAUCCGACAUCACAAUAUUUUAGACCAUUCAAAGAUCUGAUGCCACGGCUACUUUUUUUUUUUUCUGAAAGCGAAAAAUCUAAUUUUUUAAAUCAGUUAUGCAAGCAGUUUU